GUAAAGGGUUUUAAUAAUAAUAAUAACAACAACAAUCAACACCGUCGGCAAUAUUCCGGUAGCUCAAUAACUGAUCAGCCAAGAAUUUAUACUGGUAAAAUACGUUGCUUUUUACUGUCUCAAUCUUUAGAAGGUCUAUGUUUAGAAUAUGAUAAAAAGCUUGUUCAACAUUUGAUUACGGAAUAUGUACGAUGUGGUUCACCAGUCAUUCUGGAUCUAAUUCGUAAUUGUUCAAAUGAAUGUCUGGAUGUUUUAAUUGAAUUUAUUUUUUAUAAGAAAAUCCAAAGUGUCUUAAUACAUGUUGAUAAUUCUACAAAGACAAAACGUUGUUUAGUUAUUAUUAUAAUUGAAGUCUUAGAACGUUUAUCAUCUCCAGAAUUAAAAAGUCGAUAUAAAUUUAACAAACAACUUUCCAUUGUUCCACAACAUUUGCUUCAUUUAACUGAAGUAUAG
Molecule: messenger RNA, 453 nt
Organism: Didymodactylos carnosus
Lineage: Eukaryota; Metazoa; Rotifera; Eurotatoria; Philodinida; Philodinidae
Source: the annotation of a GenBank genome assembly